Jaminaea rosea is the source of this 1674-nucleotide messenger RNA. Its product is annotated as WD40 repeat-like protein. NCBI's taxonomy places the organism in Eukaryota, Fungi, Basidiomycota, Exobasidiomycetes, Microstromatales. Bases 125 to 1489 code for a protein of 454 amino acids. The transcript has a single exon. The record is from RefSeq and is a predicted model, not a curated record. Gene Ontology annotation, biological process: Arp2/3 complex-mediated actin nucleation. Gene Ontology annotation, cellular component: Arp2/3 protein complex; actin cytoskeleton. Gene Ontology annotation, molecular function: actin filament binding.
CGUUCCUUCGCUUCUUACCAUCAACCCUAAUUGCCAAGAGUAGACUGCCCAGUCCUCAAGGCCAUCUUGCCCUCAUAGCGCAUCACAUCAUAUCACGCCACUGCCUCACCCUCAUCUCGCUGCAAUGGCCACGCAAGUCCAUCACCUCUCCAUCUCGCCUCUGACGGCUCACGCCUUCAACGCGGAUCGCUCCAAAGUGGCCGUCUCCCCGAACAGCAACGAAGUCCACAUCUACGCCUCCUCUGCCAACGGCUGGACACUUGAGCACGUCCUCAACGAGCACGACAAGCUCGUCACUGGCAUCGACUGGGCUCCUCAGUCCAAUCGCCUCGUCACCUGCUCGCAGGACCGAAAUGCCUACGUCUGGACGCUCCAGGCCGAUGAGACGGGCAAGUCCAUCUGGAAGCCUACCCUCGUUCUGCUCCGCCUGAACAGAGGUGCAACAUUUGUGCGCUGGUCCCCCAACGAGGACAAGUUCGCUGUCGCCUCAGGCGCACGCAUCAUCUCCAUCUGCUCCUUCGAGAGCGACAAUGAUUGGUGGGUGGCCAAGCACAUCAAGAAGCCUCUCCGCUCUACUGUCCUCUCCGUCGACUGGCACCCGAACAAUGUCCUCCUCGCAGCAGGUUGCGCCGACAUGCGAGCGAGAGUCUUCUCCGCCUUCAUCAAAGGCGUCGAUGCCCGACCUGCCCCCUCCGUCUGGGGUGAGCGACUCCCCUUUGGCACUCUCUGUGGCGAGUUCGCAUCUCCCGCAGGUGGAUGGGUCCAUGCAGUGGGAUUCAGCCCCAGCGGUGACUCCCUCGCCUUUGCGGGGCACGAUUCGAGCCUCACAAUUGUCUACCCCUCUGGACCCGAAGCGCCUCCUCACGCCACACACGUACUGCGCUCCCCAACCUUGCCGCACGUCGCACUGCAGUGGGUCUCGGAGGAGAGCCUAGUAGCGGCAGGGCACGACUGCCAGCCCAUCUUGUUCAGCGGUUCGGCAGAGCAAGGCUGGAAAGUGGACAAGACCCUCGACUCGGCUGCGGCUGCCAAUGGUGGUGGUGGUGGUGGGAGCGGGAUUGCGGGCAAGGCACCUCCCCCGCCUCCGCCCGUUGGGGCCAAGCCUGCUGGGCUGGCAGGUGGACCAGGCAGAUUGAGCGGCGAAGCUUUCAAUCGAUUCAAGGCGGCAGAUGUGCGUGGUCAGUCGGCCUCCGCUGGUCUCCCCUCCAACAGCGAUGGAGCCUCCACUCCCUCUGGCGGGUCGGGUUCGUCCGUUCUCAACCAUCUCGGUGGGAUUGCAGGUGCCUCUGUUGGGGCAGAUGGAGAACUGCACACCACCCACCAGAAUACCAUUACCUCCGUCAGGGCUUACAGCGGGGGAGCAGCGAGCGGUGGACCGGUUACAGCGGUGAGCACUUCGGGCGUCGAUGGGCGACUGUGCGUGUUCGAUGUGGGGAAGGGGGCCGCGCUAGGGAGCGUAGUCAAGGGAGUGGAGAGUAUGAGGGUCUAAGCUGGGGAAGAGCUUGUGAGUGGGAAGGCGUAGGGGAGUGUUCAAUGGAAUACGAUAAGCUUCACGAGAUGACGACUUCGCAGUGUGACACUGGGAGAAGCGCGCCUACGAUCCAGCACCUAGCAGGCACGGCUUUGCGCUGCCCACCUGACGCACAGCCAGACCACGGGAAAAAAGCGGCGAUC